Messenger RNA from Tarenaya hassleriana, 1809 nucleotides. Its product is annotated as diacylglycerol kinase 5. Gene Ontology annotation, molecular function: ATP-dependent diacylglycerol kinase activity. Bases 107 to 1573 code for a protein of 488 amino acids. The transcript is spliced from 14 exons. The record is from RefSeq and is a predicted model, not a curated record. NCBI's taxonomy places the organism in Eukaryota, Viridiplantae, Streptophyta, Magnoliopsida, Brassicales, Cleomaceae.
UUUAUCAUUUUACACGUUGUUUCUACGAAUCAGAAUCAGAUCACGCCUACCGAUUCAGUCCCUUCUUUCGGAUCUCUCCCGAGAUUCCUCGACGCUUUGAUUUCCAAUGUCAGAUGCGGGCAUGGAGACAUACAAUAGUUUGCCAGAUUUUCUCAAGGAAUUCUACAUCCCUUCUUACGUACUCUCCCCGGAAGCUGAGGCUGUGGCGCUGCCGAAUUCACCAGAGUGCCCAGUCCUCAUCUUCAUCAACUCCAAAAGCGGGGGUCAGCUGGGUGGAGAACUCAUCCUCACCUACCGUUCUCUUCUCAAUCCCGACCAGGUGUUUGAUCUUGGCGAAGAGACCCCCGACAAGGUGCUGCGCAGAAUCUAUCUCAACCUCGAGAGGCUAAAGGAUGACGCUUUCGCUCGCAAGAUUCAGGACAAGUUGAAAAUAGUUGUUGCAGGGGGUGAUGGAACUGCUGGGUGGCUCCUUGGAGUUGUUUGUGAUCUUAAAUUAUCCCACCCUCCCCCAAUUGCCACCGUCCCUCUGGGCACCGGAAACAACCUUCCCUUUGCGUUCGGAUGGGGCAAAAAAAAUCCUGGAACAGAUAAAUCGUCUGUGGAGUCAUUUUUGGAUCAAGUUAUCAAGGCAAAAGAAAUGAAAAUAGACAACUGGCAUAUACUUAUGAGAAUGAAGGCUCCUGAACAUGGCUCUUGUGAUCCUGUUGCUCCUCUUGAACUGCCGCAUUCUCUGCAUGCAUUCCAUCGUGUCUUCCCAACUGAUGAGCUUAAUAUGGACGGUUACCACACAUUCCGUGGGGGAUUCUGGAAUUACUUUAGCAUGGGAAUGGAUGCACAGAUAUCUUAUGCAUUUCAUUCUGAACGUAAGUUGCAUCCUGAGAAAUUUAAAAAUCAGCUGGUUAACCAGAGUACAUAUGUAAAGCUUGGUUGCACACAAGGAUGGUUUUGUGCCUCACUUUUUCAUCCUGCUUCAAGGAAUAUUGCUCAGCUUGCAAAGGUUAAGAUUGCUAAUAAAAAUGGUCAAUGGCAAGAUCUCCACAUACCUCACAGCAUCAGGUCCAUCGUAUGUCUCAAUCUGCCCAGCUUUUCUGGAGGAUUAGAUCCGUGGGGUACGCCAAAUACCAAGAAACAACGUGAUAGAGACUUAACUCCCCCAUAUGUUGAUGAUGGCCUCAUUGAGGUUGUUGGGUUCAGAAAUGCUUGGCAUGGGCUUGUUCUGCUCGCUCCGAAUGGGCAUGGAACACGCCUCGCGCAGGCAAACCGCAUUCGCUUUGAGUUUCACAAAGGUGCUACCGACCAUACAUUCAUGAGAAUGGAUGGGGAACCAUGGAAACAACCGCUUCCACUCGAUGAUGACACUGUCAUGGUAGAGAUCUCACAUCACGGCCAGGUGAACAUUCUUGCAGCGCAUGACUGCAGGUCCAAGAGCGUUUACGACCCCUCCACACCUCACCCAGAUGAGUGUGAUGAUAAUGACGACGACUCAGUGGCUGAAGCUGAAGAGUUCAGAAAGUUUGGUGCCACAGAUACGUUCAGGAUUCCGGAUGGGGUUGAUAUCUCUCAUCUUAGUUAGGUAAUUAGCCGGUUUCUGUAACUGAGUUAAGGCAUUCCUGGUUGCAUAUAUACACACUUGUUUGUUUGCCUGAGUCAGCUAGCUAGCUGCAAUUGCUCUUUGCUCUCUUCAUGCUUAAUAAACCAGACAACAUAUUCAAAACAUGUUUGGCUUGGCUGCUCUGUUCUUCAGAUGCAACUGGCUCUGUUUCUCUUGUUCCGCUUUACUUUCUGUUUCAUUCUUCGGUUUAUUGUAUU